CCAUACCAUCAGUUGGCGUAUGAUAACAAUAAACAACCCCCGAAACAAGAGGUACGCACCGACGGGACCUGUCGCUCCGUUUCAACUCAAACGCAACGAAAACAUGAGCCGCGACCGCUACGGACCGUCGCAGUAACGUCUCGUCCCGUAACGCGGCAGCGUCGUCCCGCCUGACACGAAGCAUUUUCUGGUUUUGGUGUCGACCCGAGGGGUGAAGCGGAGUUUCGGUUUACCCCUUCCUUAGCCCCCUGUAGCUAGCCGUGGCUCGUUCCUUGUUGUCGCACACUUUGCGCUAGUCUGUUAUGCAGUUGCCGGAGGACUGUAGUCGCACUCGUGUUCCUCCGCCGCCCCAUCGCUCCCUCUCCCCGCGGUCUCCGGCCCCAUGUCUCGCUGGCUGUUCCCCUGGUCGGGCUCGAUCAAGAAGCGGGCCUGUCGGUACCUCCUGCAGCACUACCUCGGACACUUUCUGCAGGAGAGACUGAGCCUGGACCAGCUGGGCUUGGACCUGUACAACGGCAGCGGUGUCAUCAAGGAGAUCAACCUGGACGUGUGGGCGAUCAAUGAGCUGUUGGAGUCUCUGGGAGCUCCCCUGGAGAUAGUGGAUGGUUUCGUGAGCAGCAUCACGGUGACCAUCCCCUGGCAAGCGCUCCUGACCGAUCACUGCACCUUAGAAGUUACUGGUCUUCAGAUAACAUGUCGACCAAAGUACCGAACCAGCGGGGGUUGGGACUCCCAGGGCUGGUCAUCCAGCAUGACCUCCAGCAUGCAGCUGGCUCAGGAGUGCCUGAAAGACCCCCCAGAGGCGUCCGAAGAGCCGCCUGCCCAACUGGAGGGGCUUGAGAUGUUUGCACAAACCAUUGAGACGGUCCUUCGGCGUAUUAAAGUCACCUUUAUUGACACUAUCGUCCGCAUCGAGCACCAGCCCCUGGACCUGGAAACAGGCGUUGCCUUAGAGAUGCACAUCAAACGGCUGGAGUACUUUGACGAGGCGGUGCGAGAUCCAGCCAGCCAGACUGCCGUGCCUGUCGACAUCCACCAGCCACCUGCCUUCCUGCACAAGAUCCUCCAGCUGAGCGCUGUUCAGCUGUUUUAUGACAGCACCGGCACAGUGCAGGGUUUUCCUGAGGAGAAUCAUCCAGAUUCAGCAACAGCAAGUGAAGGACUGGAAGAGGAGGAGGAGGAGGAAGAAGAAGGAGAAGAGGAGGAGGAGGAAGAUGAAGAAGAUGAGGAGGAGGAGGAGGAGGAGGAGGAAGAUGAGAAAGCACCAAAGCCCCUGGCUGCCCCUCCCUAUCCUCCGUCUCAGCCACUGCUCAUAGGAAGCUGCUCCGGUUUCAUUGAGACCACCGUCAAGAUCAAACAGAAUGAAAUGCUGCCUGGACCAAAGUUGGAGUUGGAUGGGAAGGUGGGCUGUGUCCACAUGCUGCUGGCUCCAGAUCAAAUAACCCACCUGACAGACCUGCUGGCAGCCCUCUGCAUAGACAUUGAGUCAGAGACUAAGUGUGGUGGAGUGCAAGGCCGCCCGUUAGACUCAGACGACCUGCGCAUGAUUGAGGAAGACCUCAGUAAGCAACUUGGUUCCAGUCCCAGAGACGGGGAUUGGGAUGAAGAGCCUGACCUGGAGCCUUAUGUCACUGGCCUGGAGAAUGGAGAUAUGUUUUACUCUAUGGGUCCUACUGGGAUGAGCAGUAGCAUGACAUCUGUGCGCUCCGGCAGCGAGCUGUCAGACAGUGACAUGGAGUCCUCUACACAGAGUCUUGCCAGCCUCACACAGCCUGCAGCACUGUCUGCACAGGGCCUUAUGAACUGUCCCAGGAGAUAUCCUGUAGCGGGCUGUCUGUCGAGUGUACCGCAGGCCAGCAGCCGGACCAGAGGACGCUCACACAGCGGCCAGGCAGAGCAGAUGAAGCCUGAUGCUCUGUUGCGUCUGACGCUUGGCGGGCUCACCCUAACCCUGCUGCAGGAGGACCCGCCUGCUAGCACUGACAGAGCCUCGUCAUUGGCUCAGGUGUCUCAGGUGUUCUUUCGGGAGUUGGCCUUCUUCAAAGACAGCAUGUUCAGCGAGAGAGACUUCCACCAUCUGAGAGGCGGCUUUGCCAAAGCCUGUCCACACUCUCAUCUAAGACUGACGGGAGCAGCAGUGCAGGUCGUUUGUGAGACGCGAAGCGGAAGACGCCACAGCAGAGCCGUGACCUCUGACAUUUCCUUCAGCAGACUGGAGCUGUUAGAAUGCCUCUGGGAGGACGGAAGACCCCAGUACAGCGAGUUGCUUCAGUUCCAGAAAUCUGGUCUGUUCUCAAUUGGAACUGCAGCCAGACCAUGUGCCCAACUACACUAUAGCCUCAGUGAAAAACACCUGCGUAAGGGUAAACAGCGGGUGGUGCGUCGGGAAAGCGUGGUGCGGGUGGAGCUGGCAGAGCUGACUGCUGAGCUGGACCUGGACAUCCUCAGUCGCCUGGGUAACCUGACUAAAGCCUUCAGCCACUGUCCCACACAGACUACUGGACCGGGACUCGCUCAGACCCAGAGCAGUGAGCUGUGCUCCUGCUUCACCCUCCUCUCCCCACACGCGGUCCUCAGGCUUCGUUUCCCCAUACCUGACCUGCGGCCCCUCCCAAAGCGUCGGCCUCCAACUCAGAGGGCAGUGCGGCAGGAAAUCUUGGUGCUGGAGCUGAUGGAGCUGGAACUGAAACACCAGGAGGCACCGGACCUCCAGGGUGGCCAGACCAUCCCUGGGCAGCCGUGGGCUCCAUGCCUCACCCAGCUCCUAGAGGCCUCCUUCACUGACCUGCAUGGGUCGUUUGAGGGAUGGGAGGGUGGCUCUUUCCCCUGUAUCAGAGUGAAGAAGAAUCGUGACUCUCUCCCCAGGAUAUCUGUGCAUGUGCGUGGAGGUGAUGCUCAGGGCCCGACAGCAGGUCUGAGUGGGACGAACAUGGGCCUCAUCAGGGACCUGGGGGCCGCCUUCUUUGAAAGUCACUGUGAACUCAACGACAAAACCAGCUCUCCGUUCUCCUCCAACCGCACCAUGUUUGAGACGGAGGAGAUGGUGAUUCCAGCCGACCCUGAGGAGAUGCGUCAGUUUCAGGCGCAGUGUGUCGCUCAGUGUCAGUGUGCUGUGGACAUCAACCUGCCUCUGGCCUACAUUCUCCUACCCAGCAAACAGGCCUUCCAGAGCAUCUACAACAGGAUCAACAAUGAUCUGUUGAUGUGGGAGCCGCCUCCCCCUCCUCUCCCCUCAGCUCGUAGCCCCGACCACAGCCGCCAUCGUCGCGACGAGUUUCAGCUCUGCAAGUCGGCCUUCAGACUGGACUCUGAUUCAGAGGAGGAUGAGCCUCCGUUCUACUUGGCAUGUGAAUCAGAUGGAAAGACACUGCAGUCGGCUCCCCGCCCAAACCACAACCUCAGUCUCCUCUCCCUCACUGUGAUUAUCGGCAAAGGACGCCUUCAAGCCAGAACAGACAGGAAGGAGGACCAGAGUCAUGGGGAGAUCAUACUCGACCUGGAAGGAGGGAAGAUAUUCAGUGUUGCGCAGCACCAGGAUGACCCUAAUCUCAAUUUCCUGUGUCUGGAGAGCAGACGAGUGGAGCUCUACCACAAAGCAGUGGUAACAGACACCCCCAUCCCACAGCGAUUGGAGAUACCAAGCUUCGCUCCCCCAAAACACUUGGACCCUACCAUCUAUCCCACAGAGGUGGGUGUGAGCAGCGUGAGCGGCAGGGAGGGGGAUCUACAGAUGUUAUCCACAGCCAUCAAAGUCACACUGGACCUACAGAGGAACGUCAAGGAGUUCCUUGUUGCCCUUCGACUUCAAGGUGCCACCAUGCGACAUUACAUGGCACAGAGCAGUCAGAGCUGGCAUGAGCAGCUGGUUGACUUCCUGGAUGUCAUUGAUGAUCCAAUCCUGGGAUACACAGCACCUGCCGUUAUCACUGUGCUGCACACACACCUCACUACCUGUGCCGUUGACUACAGACCACUGUAUCUGCCACUGCGAGUGUUGUUCACAGCAGAGUCAUUCUCUCUGUCCAGUAAUAUCAUCGUCGACACUGCCACCUUCCACCUCAGAUUCAUCCUGGAUGACUCUGCUCUCUACCUCUCUGACAAAUGUGAGACUGACACCGUUGACUUAAGGAGAGAUUAUGUGUGUGUUCUGGACAUCGACCUGCUGGAGCUCGCCAUCACCACAUGGAAAGGCAGCGAUACAGGCAAACUGACUCAGCCUCUCUUCGAGCUCCGCUGCUCCAACAACGUGGUCCACCUCCACACCUGUGCUGAUUCCUGCGCUGCCCUGGUCAAUAUGCUGCAGUACCUGGUCUCCCAGGGUGACCUACACCCCCCACCGCGACACGCCUCACCCACUGAGAUCGCUGGCCAGAAAUUACCACUGUCAGAGUGUCCUGCAUCGGUGCUGCCCUGCCCUCCAGCUGAAACCGCUGAGAUCAACCAGUACGAUCUGGCUGAUGCCUUAAUUGACACAGAGAAGAGCCACAGAGAAGAGAGUUUAGAUCCAGGUUCACCCUCCAUGCGGCGAGGCUCACCUGUCUCUGUCUACCUGUUCCCGGGUGAAGCCCCGAAGCGAAGCCCCUCCGUCCUGCAGGAGGAGGAGGAGGAGGACUCUGAGCUAGAUGGUUUGGUUGCCACAGCAACAGAGGCUCAGGCAGACGUGAUGUCGGAGGAAGGCUCAGACGGCUCCACCGACAACGACGACUUCUGCAUCCUGGAGGCCCCUGGCAUGGGCAUUCCUCCCAGGGAUGGGGAGCCUGUGGUGACUGUGCUGUCCCAGGGGCCCAUCAGGGUGAAGGACAGUCACUUCUCGCGGCCUCGAGGCAGCUCAGACCUGCUCCGAGCCCCCAGCCGCUUCCCGGUGCCCCAGAGCAGGGUGGUGCUACGGGAGAUCUCUGUGGUCUGGCAUCUGUAUGGGGGCAAGGACUUUGGUGGCAAACCCAUGUCCAUACAUGCCCAGCAGGCAAACAGAGGUCGUUCGGUCCCUGCUGGUGUUCGUAUGUCCCCGUCUCGCUCCGUUGGCGCCUCUCGUCCCCAGAACUCCUGGCGAUGGGCAGGAGGCAGCGGACGUCAGCACACACUGCUGAUGGAGAUCCAGCUCACCAAGGUGUCCUUCCAGCAUGAGUCCUACCCAUUGGCAGUAGCGGGGCCGGAUGGGGAGGGGUCAGUGGCAGCCAUAGUCGGGGUUGGUCCUGGCAGCGAGCAGCCCCUCUCCAGGCAGGUGUUCAUCGUCCAGGAGCUGGAAGUUCGCGACCGAUUGGCCUCCUCACAAAUGAACAAAUUCCUCUACCUCCACACCAGCGAGAGCAUGCCCCGCCGAGCCCACUCCAACAUGCUGACAAUGAAGGCACUGCAGUUGUGUCCAGAGUCUGGCCUUGGUGGUCCAGAGUGCUGUCUCCGGGUCAGUCUGCUGCCACUACGACUGAACAUCGAUCAGGACGCACUUUUCUUCCUCAAGGACUAUUUCAGUAAUCUAGCCUCCUCUGUUAACCCUUACCUGCCUGUGGACCCUGCAACUGAAGUGAAGGCAGACCCCUCCCAGAAGGUAUCUGAUGAGGCGGAGGUAGCUGCUGGUCUGGGACCUGACCUCACGGCUUCUGUGGAAACGACCUACAGCGAGCAGAGCUCCUCCUCUGCUGGCUCCUCGUCCUCCUCUGACCAGCCAAUCUACUUCCGGGAGUUUCGUUUCACCUCUGAAGUGCCUAUCUGGCUGGAUUAUCAUGGCAAACAUGUUGUCAUUGAGCAGGGAACGUUUGCAGGAAUCCUGAUCGGCCUGGCCCAGUUAAACUGUUCCGAGCUGAAGCUAAAGAGGCUCUGCUGCAGACAUGGUCUCCUCGGUGUCGACAAAGUGAUCCAGUACGCCGUCACAGAGUGGCUGACAGACAUCAGGAAGAAUCAGCUGCCGGGCAUUCUGGGAGGUGUUGGCCCAAUGCACUCAGUUGUCCAGCUGUUCCACGGAGUGAGGGAUCUGUUCUGGUUGCCCAUAGAGCAGUACAGGAAAGACGGGCGUAUUAUCCGAGGUCUCCAGAGGGGGGCGGCAUCCUUCGGCACCUCAACAGCAUCAGCUGCUCUGGAGCUCAGCAACAGGCUGGUGCAGGCCAUACAGGCCACAGCAGAGACGGUGUACGACAUCCUUUCUCCCACGCCUCCUCUGAAUCGCUUCACCAUCACAGAGGGCCGGGCCACCUCCAGCCGACCCCGCAGAGCCGCCCAGCCUGCAGACCUCCGAGAAGGUGUUGCUAAGGCCUACGACACUGUCAGAGAGGGAGUGAUUGACACAGCUCAGACUCUGUGCGAUGUAGCAUCCCGCGGCCACGAACAAAAGGGGCUGCCUGGUGCUGUGGGAGGCGUCCUGCGGCAGAUACCACCCACCGUGGUUCGACCCUUGAUAGUUGCCUCUGAAGCUACCUCCAAUCUGCUUGGUGGCAUGAGGAACCAGAUCAAACCAGACGCCCGGAAGGAGGAUUUCCUGAAGUGGCGCACAGAGGAUGGUCAAGAAUGAUGGCGGCUUUUUGUGUGUGUAUGUGUGUGAAUGAGAGAAUGAGUGUGUGUGAGAGAAAGAUUAGGGACAUUAUGAUUUGGGAAAGUCUGAGCUAAAGGAGUGGAUCCAGGGCCUGAAUGUGUAUUUGCAUGUGUGUAUGGUCUAAAGAGUCAGCUUGUGCUCCAAUGCAAAAACAAAGCAACGACUAAUUACUACUGCAGUUACUAACACCCAGUGUUUUAUGUGGCUCCAUCAUACAUGGACGUACCAGAUUUAUUAUUCUGUUCUGCAUUCAGCAACAGCUAUCAUCAUAUCCCUCCUCUCAUGCAUUAGUCUGCAGAUGUUCUGUGCACACAUAUCACCAUCACUCUCAAAUGACUGAUUUUUAAUUUAACCAAGGGCAAGAAGGAUUAUCAUUCUCAAGGUUUUUAUUCUUCGUCAGAAAGACACUGUGGGCACUUUGCAUACCCUGAAUUAAACUGUUUGUGUUCUAAUUUGGCAUAAGUAAUUCUACUUCAUGCGUAAUCAAAAUAGUCUUAGCAUGUCACAACUCCAGCAGCCCUUGUGAAGUAGAGACAGAGAGAAGUGCCCUUUGACAACACCCUUCAGAUGUUGGCAGAUGGUUUUCACCGACUUCACAACACUGUUUGACUAGUUCAGCUUUAGCCCCAUCAUGCACCCACUUGUUUCAGUGCUGUUAUUUUGUGCCAUAAACCUUGCAGAGUGCUCAUUUUGAUGAGUGUGUGUGUUGCCUUCCUCUGUCCUGUCCUCUCCCUCUACACACUGGCUUACAGUGAUACACACUUGACUGAAUAGAAACACCAGAUCACAUGAAAAUCUUUAGCACAUUGGAUUCUAUUAAAGCUUCACAGAGUCAAGUUAAAUUGUUUUUUUUUUUACAAAGUGAUGCCAGUCGACGGCUCUUCUCCCUGCAUUACAGCUCAUUUGUGCUUAUGUUUCCAUGAGGAGUUUAGGACUAGGGCCUGGGAUCUGAAUUAAACUUCUUAAACUGUC
Messenger RNA from Scophthalmus maximus (turbot), 7495 nucleotides. RefSeq names its product autophagy related 2A (gene atg2a). Gene Ontology annotation, biological process: piecemeal microautophagy of the nucleus; reticulophagy; autophagy of mitochondrion. The coding region runs from base 383 to 6502 and encodes 2039 amino acids. The record is from RefSeq and is a predicted model, not a curated record. The transcript is spliced from 42 exons. NCBI's taxonomy places the organism in Eukaryota, Metazoa, Chordata, Actinopteri, Pleuronectiformes, Scophthalmidae. Gene Ontology annotation, cellular component: extrinsic component of membrane; phagophore assembly site. Gene Ontology annotation, molecular function: phosphatidylinositol-3-phosphate binding.